AUGCUCAAGGCGCAGAUCGUGCAGAUGCAAGUUGACGGAAAAGCACGUGUAGGCAAAUGGAAGGCAGCAAAUGACAAGUUGCGGCAACGUGUUUAUGUACGUGAUGUCAGUCAAGCUAUUGAUCGCUAUUUGCCAAACGUUUUGUCAUGUGUUUGCUCUCAUUGCAUGUCGUACAGGAGCUGGAAGAGUGACGAAAUUGAGGUCAUGAAGAAGGGUAGCUAUAAGCAGUGGGUAGACUACGACCAGCUUCUGAAAGAGACGCGAGAUGGUUCUGGACUGAUACCGAAGUCCAGCGUAACUUCCACAUCCCCUCUUGUGCUCAGUGAGAAGAGCUGUUCACAUACGAUGAGUGGCUUCGUUUGCAGUAAAGAUGUAGAGGCACAGGGAUGGAGUCCUUCUGACGACACCAUACCCGAGAUUGACGAGAAGAUGGACUGUACGGCAUCCUCGGACUGCAAUCAGCAUAACACGGUGAACCGCAACGAAUGGGAACGUGACGGAUUAGAAGUCGAGGGCGUUCAUCGCUCGUGCGUGCCUGGGGUCUCAUCGGGUAGAACAACUUGUCCGAGUGGCAAGGAGGACUGUACCAGCGACUUGGGUCACGUGCGUGCAAAUAAUCCUGUAACGUCCGGUUGGCUCGUUUGCAGUUCGGAAUGGCGAAGGUCGGUACGACAUUGGCUACACUGA
Peronospora matthiolae is the source of this 687-nucleotide messenger RNA. The record is from the annotation of a GenBank genome assembly. Lineage: Eukaryota; Oomycota; Peronosporomycetes; Peronosporales; Peronosporaceae.